Messenger RNA from Megalobrama amblycephala (Wuchang bream), 7795 nucleotides. It is a transcript of the gene kcnd2, whose product is annotated as potassium voltage-gated channel, Shal-related subfamily, member 2. The coding region runs from base 3601 to 5493 and encodes 630 amino acids. Gene Ontology annotation, cellular component: membrane; voltage-gated potassium channel complex. The transcript has 7 exons. The record is from RefSeq and is a predicted model, not a curated record. NCBI's taxonomy places the organism in Eukaryota, Metazoa, Chordata, Actinopteri, Cypriniformes, Xenocyprididae. Gene Ontology annotation, molecular function: protein binding; A-type (transient outward) potassium channel activity. Gene Ontology annotation, biological process: protein homooligomerization; potassium ion transmembrane transport.
AGUUUUGGCUUACAACCAGGGUUAGGUGCUUCUAAAUCAUUGUUAUUCACCUAUCAUUUCCCUAUGAUUUUAGGGAUAACUUAUGGAUAGGGUUAGGUUUAGGGGUAGGGAUAGGGCCAAGACUACAUUUUCGGAAAGGAAUGUCUUAGCAAAACCACAGUGAAAGUAUGACUUUCUUUCUUGUGUGAACAUAAUUUUAUUUAUUUAUUUUUGAAGAAUGUUUCUACUGUUUUUGUCCAAAUAAUUAAAGUCAGUGAGGUCCAACAACCCCACUGGACCCUAUUAACUUUCAUUAGAUGGACAAAAAAAAGAACUUUCAAAUAUUGUUUUUGUGAUCCACAGAAGAAAGUAAGGUUUAGAAUGACAUGAGGGUGAGUAAACGAUGACAGAAUCUUCAUUUAUCAUUUAUAUGAAAAAAUAUUUAUUUACUCCGGUCCAAAUGGUCCUGACUGGUACUGUUUACGCUCCUGUCCAUAGACCAAAAUAAAGACCUUUCAAUCAUUAUUUUUGAUUCAAUUCAGCAUUCCUGCAGGCAUAACAUGACCAGCAAAAUAAUGUUUGGUCUGAGAGAGAAGUUUCAAACAUAAUAAAUGUUGAAAAGCUCCACAUCAACUGUGCAGAAUUUCAAAUACUCUGAUCAGGCAGUCAGUUAAAGUCAUAUCCAACUCCCAUGCAUGCUGAAACCGCCCUUUUGAUGUCCUCGUAGUCCAGUCUCCAAUGAUAAGGAUCAUUUCUAAUAAGCAUGUCUCUAUGGUUUGACCUCCAGCGUAAAGACUUUGAAUAAAGAUGUUCCAUUUCAUUUUCUGUAUAGAUUAAUAAGUAUCUAUUCAGCUGUGGUCUGACACUUAUACCGUCUGCCGUGGGCCGAUGCACCACAUCUAACCCAAGCUCAAAGGUCCAUUGCAGAUUCAGAGUGUUAUCCCCAGUGGGAAAGUUAGAUGUUCUAAGUUUCGACUGAGGUGUGAGUUUUGUCAUGCUAAGGCGAUUGCAGAUUCUCCAGAGUGGCGUGCAAACGCAUACAUCAACACUGUCAGGUUUAGCUCACGGGACUGAAAUAGAUGUGACUGGUAACCAUGGUGACACCGGUGCCUGUUAUAUUUUGGCGCCAUUUCUCUAACAACCCGAGGCAGGAAAAUGCUCUGAACAAAAGUCACUAAAUUGACUACGAUGGCGCCGAACACUUCUAUUCUGGUUCAUUCAGUUUAAAACUGUGCAAGGCCAUGGUACAGAAUGCUCAAAUUAGGGAAUCCUGUUAGCUGUGGAAAUGAAUUAAGUUUGCCAUGGUGUGGUUUUGUGCAAAGGCAAGUGUGGGUUGCCUGUGACAUUCCUAAAGUAGAUUUGCUUUUCUUGAAGGAAAUAGCAGUGCUUGUAAGGCAGCUAAAGAAAAGUUCUGCUUAAUUAAAAUUCUGCAUCAACAGCCAUUUUGAUGGUCAGAAGGUCAAAGUAUUAUUUUAUAUGGGAUUUGAAUGUGUUUCAACACUGUUAAGGGUAAACUAAGCCAGAACAGAUAAAAAUGUUUGAAUAGUUUUCAAACAGGGUUUGUUUAACAGGGUUUUAAUGUGACCUUAAUUUGACUAGCGUUACAUUAUAAGAUCACACUCUUAUUCACGCAAAUGCUUUUAAACCAUUAAAGCACCACAAGACAAGCGAGAACACGCUGUCUGUCAAUGCCACACACAACUCAUGUGCACAGAAAGACGCGCGCCUGUAUCGAGUUCUGUGUCUUAAAUUAACUUUAAAUAGUUGUGAGAAGAUGAGAUGCGCGUUAAAUCCGCGUCAUGUCCGGCAGGCUAUAGCAUGAAGCGAAAAACAAGGUGCGAACAGAAUGUGCAUUACGUGGUUUGCAGAUCUGCAUUUCAAGCACUGUAACAAAUGGGAAAAGAAAGAAAGGAAAUAAACCCUAAAGUUAGUGCAAAUUGUCUAUUAGCGCGUGAAUCGCGAUGCCAAUAAUCAAUAAGGCGGCAGUGCAACUGUGGUUGGUCGCUGUCCAUGGUGCUGAAAGAAAACCAGCCCCAGCAAGCCUUUGAGAUCAAAACUCUAUUUUUCUCUCGCAACAUUUAAUCUGUGAUACGUCUACGUGACUAAUUUGGAAGGCAAUGAAGAAGAGGGAGGCCCUGCGCCAGGAAAUUCAUCACGGGGACGCGCACACAAACACGCAUGGCGCUCUGAGCUGCCGCAGCUGUUUUGGUUCACGAGCUUAAAUCAUUUUUGGUAAAGUCGAUUUUGUCAGAAGCUGCGCCGACUGAGGUAUUAUCUCAGAAAUCACAGUCCAUAAGUUAAAAACAAAAACAUAGUUUUGUCCGAAUCUAUUCGAUUAUUAUUUCUAAUUUCAGUUUUGUUUUAAGUAUAUAGGAUAUCUGAAAGACGCGUGUCCGUCAGUGUGGAUUAAUCACAUGAUUAGCCAAAUUUCUUUCUUAUAUUUGAAUGAAUUUGUUUUGGUAUAAUGUCGACGCAGUUCCUCACAAAAUCACACGUUUAUAAAUACACAUUAAAAAAGAUCACGUACAGCAUUUCUCCUUUUAUCGUCUCGGACAUCCUUAUUUGUCAUUGACCCAUGUAUAGAGAGCUGCAACAUAGAUAAUCUCAUUUUGAGCUUGCUGAUUGUGUUUGUCACAGUAAGAGACCUUCGCAUGACUCGAAUCCGUUCGCUCUUACAGCUCUGAUCUACUCUCACCUCUGAAAACUGUCUCCAUCUAGCGGCUUCCCCCACUGAACAUAUAGCAGCGCUGAAUGUGUGAAUCGAUAACCUGAGACGUAAAAAUAUCCGCAACGCUUUCCUCCCAGUCUCUGAGCACGUCAUUCAACACUUCAUUGAGUUCCAGCGAAACUCUAUUUAAUAAUAUUUCAAAGAAAGCCACUGAAUAACUUUACACAAUGCGCUCUAUAGGGUGUUCGCUUUUCCUUUUAUAAGAGAGACAAAUGCUAAGCAUUUAAAUGUAACACUACUCGUGGUACAUUAUGCACCAUUCACACAGGCUGUGUUACAUUCAUAUGUGUUAACCGAUGCCCGUAGCACGUGACACGCCUCCAAUGCGCCGUGAGCAGAAGCAACUUGGGCUCCACCGCAGACUCACAGAUCUUCGUCGGUAGCGGAUGAAGCAACUUCCAGCGAAUCAUUUGUUGCGGGUUCACUUUUUGUUCGGGCUACAGGCAGACCUUGCCAAACAGUUCUCGGGUCAUUGGAUUAUAUUUAACAGAAGCGUAUAGGAAAGUGACAUUCUCUGCUUUUGAAACACAGAGCGCGCACUCGCCAGGGUGGUCUUUUCUUCCUAUGAAAGGACCACUGUGGCAGGUUUCUCCAGUGUGAAACACAAAAGCUUUAGCCGGUAAAAAGGAUGUCCUUGGACAACGUGAAUCCUGAACCUGACUUCUAAACUUGUUGCAUUUGCUCUAGAACACCUCCGAGAGCGCAUUUCGGAUACUUAUUUGUGCGUAACGGCGGAACAGCGAUUCAAAGUGGACUAUAACUGAUGAUCUGUGUGUAAAAAACUGCACUUUUGCAUCAAAAUCCAUUUAUGAGGAGAUGUCCUUUCUGUUCGUGCCGGAUCUGUGAGCGCAAAGCCUGCUUCAGUCUCACCGGGUCGCGCACAUUGGGUCAGCAUGGCAGCCGGAGUCGCCGCGUGGCUACCGUUCGCGCGCGCCGCGGCCAUAGGAUGGAUGCCCGUGGCGAGCGCCCCGAUGCCGCCGCCUCCACGAGAAAAGAGGCGAGGUCAGGACGGCCUGAUCAUCUUGAAUGUCAGCGGCACUAGGUUUCAAACUUGGCGGAAUACUUUGGAGAGGUACCCUGACACCUUACUGGGAAGCACAGAGCGCGACUUCUUCUUCCACGAGGAAACCAACGAGUACUUUUUCGACCGCGACCCGGACAUCUUCAGGCACAUCCUCAACUUCUACCGAACCGGGAAGCUGCACUACCCUCGCCACGAGUGCAUCUCCGCCUAUGACGAGGAGCUGGCCUUCUUCGGCAUCAUUCCUGAGAUAAUAGGGGACUGCUGUUAUGAGGAGUACAAAGAUCGCAGGAGGGAGAACACGGAGAGGAUUCAAGACGAUGAGGAGAACGACAACAGCAAAGAUAUGGUGCCGCCGGAUAUGUCGUUCCGCGAGUCCAUGUGGCGCGCGUUUGAGAACCCGCACACGAGCACCAUGGCGCUGGUGUUUUAUUACGUCACAGGCUUUUUCAUCGCCGUCUCCGUUAUGGCCAAUGUGGUGGAGACGGUCCCGUGCGGCAGCGCGCCAAACCGGGCGAAGGAGAUCUCGUGCGGAGAGCGCUACGCCCUCGCGUUCUUCUGUUUGGAUACGGCCUGUGUCAUGAUCUUCACUGUUGAGUACCUGCUGCGUCUGAUCGCCGCGCCCAGCAGGUACAAGUUUGUCAAGAGCGUAAUGAGCAUCAUCGACGUGGUGGCCAUCAUGCCUUACUACAUAGGCCUGGUCAUGACGGACAACGAGGACGUAAGCGGGGCCUUCGUCACCCUCAGGGUCUUCAGGGUCUUUCGGAUUUUCAAAUUUUCGCGGCACUCCGCGGGACUGCGCAUCCUGGGGUACACGCUCAAGAGCUGCGCGUCCGAGCUGGGCUUCCUGCUCUUCUCGCUCACCAUGGCCAUCAUCAUCUUUGCUACCGUUAUGUUCUACGCAGAGAAGGGCUCCUCCGCUAGCAAGUUCACCAGCAUACCGGCGGCUUUCUGGUACACCAUCGUCACCAUGACAACGCUGGGAUAUGGAGACAUGGUUCCUAAGACCAUCAUGGGGAAGAUCUUCGGCUCUAUUUGUUCUUUGAGUGGGGUGUUGGUGAUCGCUCUUCCCGUUCCUGUCAUUGUGUCCAAUUUCAGUCGGAUCUACCAUCAGAGUCAACGUGCAGAGAAGCGGCGUGCCCAAAAGAAAACCAGGCUUGCUAGAAUUCGUGCAGCGAAGAGCGGUGGCGCUAACGCUUAUUUGCAGUACAAACGCAAUGGAAUGCUGGUGGACGCGGAGGAGGAGGCGUCAAAAGAGGCGGGCCAAGCUUUGGUAUGUAAGUCCAACCCAACUUUUGAGACCCAGCAUCACCAUCUCCUGCACUGCUUAGAGAAAACCACGAAUCAUGAGUUUGUGGAUGAGCAAACCUAUGAGACAAGCUGUAUGGAGGUUUCUCUAGCGAAGCCGUCCAUGUCGCGUUCCUCCUCGAUGUCCUCAUCUCCGCAUGGUCUUUCCUCCUGCUGCACGCGCAGAAACAAGCGCAAGAGCUUCAACGUCCCCAAUUCCAACAUGGUCGGCGGCCGCAAAGGCAGCAUACAGGAGCUCAGCACCAUCCAGAUCAGAGAGAGACCGAUGAGCAACAGCCGCUCCAGUCUCAAUGCCAAGUUCGAGGAGACGGUACCCCUGAACUCAGAUGAGCAGUCCUACAUCACUGCCGCUGUCAUCAGCAUGCCCACCCCGCCCGUGACCACUCCCGAGGGCGGAGACUUGGCCAGCUGUCCCGACUUCUUGCAAAGCAACAUUGUCAGAGUGUCAGCAUUAUAGACCAUGACCAUUAUCCGUUUUUGUUUUUGGCGAGUGGACGCUGCAGCAUAAAGGAUUGAUGGAGCCCCCUAGUGUAGUGGAGGAGGCAUUGCAGCAGGAUGGGCCAUAGCUGGACUUUUUUUUUAAUCAGCUCCCGUCCAGAGCUCUCAGCUCCAUCAGCUCCACCUCUUGGCCCAUAUGUCAUGUGACUCACACCGGGGUCCAAUAGGCUUUCACUCAACCCAUAGAGGAAAACAAUGACCAUUGUGGUUGUUACCACUUCUAUGAUUUUUAAGUAUUGUGUGUCUUUGAAUUUGUUGUCUUCAAUUUGAUGGAAUUGCGAGAUAUUUGGGACGAAUAAGGAGUGUACCAGCAGGGGCAGGAUUUUACAAGCUUUUAGACAGCUCUACACACACUUUUGAUACUAAAAAAAAGUAAAGCUGGGCUCUACUGGAGUGUGCGGUCGACUGCUUUUGUGUGCGUAUGAUCGAGACCGAUCUCUUGCAUGAUUUGCGUAAGUCUUUGUCUUUUUCCAAUUCGGCAUGAGCAAUAAGGUUUGGCUCUCUCUGUCAGAAUGUGCGUUUUACUUGUCAAUAAUUUGCCUAGUUAUAUAGUGUUGAUCUUUCGAACCCAACGAGUGUGUGAAAACAGCUGUUUUGUUGCUUUCUGAGAGAUUGGCCUGGUGAUAAACAGAGAAAAUCUUCUCUCACACUGUCUGUCCCACCCAUGUUGUGUUCACUCCUUGCCUGGCCUGAUGGGAUGUUUGUUAUACUUCUUUUUUCGGUGGAUGGGUACAAAGUGAAGCUAAACGGAAAGGGAAAUGUCUUUUGUGUUUCAAUAGAUUUGACUUUCUCACACUGACAGUGGAGGCUUUUGGACUUGAUCUCAAAUACUAGCCAUUCCGUUUUAUACUCCAAAGUUUGCGAGUUAACUGUGAAAAAAAAUAACGUGCUUAUUUAUUAUCUUUGUUAAAAUUAUUGUGCAUGUUGUCGUGGACAUGUGAAACGGGCCAGCCCUGACCAGAGCAUAGCCCGCCCAGAACUUUUUUUUUUCUUUCCUUCUUUGCCUUCCCUUUAAAGUGAUGUACUUUUAUCAGCAAACAUCCUCACUAAGACCUGCUGUUAUUGCUGGAUAAUGGCAUCAAGUUGUGAUUGAUGACAUAUUGAAAAUCAAUCAGCUUCUAAGUGCUGUUUUGGAGAUUAAUUAUUUUAUCAUUGUGAUCAACCGAUCCCGCUUAGUGUUGAAUUUAAAAGCGCGAAUCUCACAAAAUCAUUUUCAGGUUCGUUUCGCACCAAAAUCAAAAGAAAAUAAACUAUAUUUUGCAUAAAAUUGUUUUAAAAAUAAUAUAAAAACAUUUUAAUGACAAUUAAGCACACUUUACACAUUCUCAUUACCAUAAUAAAGCUAGGCGUUUCAUUUUUUGUAAUUUGCAUUCUCAGUUACUGUAACAGUAUUUUUAAAGGUACUAUAACAAAUGUGAAAAGCUUCAUAAUGAUUAUAAAAAUCCUUCAAAAUGUAAAUGAUAUCAUUGCAGUAAUAAAUUCUAUUUUGCAUUACAGUAAUGUUUUGGGGGUGUAAGGUGCCUAAUUGUCAUUAAAAACAAUGCACAAAAUUGUGCAGAAAUAUGUCUCUGAGAUUUAUCCAAAAUUUAUUAUUAUUGAUUAAAUAGUAUUUAAAAAAAAAAAAAUGUGCACCUGAAAUAUUAUUGAUCUCUUCUCUGCCAUUUAAUGUCUGGACUUUAGUCUAUAAUGUUGAUAUUUUUUAUACAGAUGUCAAUGCAAUUUGAUGUGGUGAGGAGCUCUUAAUGCACCUUGCUCAAUACACACACAAACAUACUCUUUCUCUCUCUCUCUCUCUCUCUCUCUCACACACACACACACACACACACACACACACACACAGCACUGCCCUCCUGCUCAAUGCCUGAACCCAUUCUUGCUUUACCAUGUGACUUAUGCAACAAGAUUCCUUUUGUAAAGAUAUGCUUUGUAUUAAAGGGGUUACUGGGGGAAUAGAAUCUCACAAAUGCAUAUUUUUAAAACUCAAAUGGUGUUGAUUAUAUAUUAUAAAUGUAUUUCAGUUGUAAAAUACAACAAAAAAAAGAAGAAGAAAUCAAGAUGAAAACAGAAAACUAAGAGAGAGUGUUACUAGUGCACCUGUGCUGUAAAUUUGUUCUUUGGUGUAGUGAAAUUUAUUACAGUUUCUUCUUUUCACCUAAUUUCCAUGGACAGAAAAUUUGAUGUCUCACAGUUUACUUUCCGGAUCGGCGACGACAAAGGCUGGACCAUCUGUUUAGGUUUGGAGAUUUUAUUUUUUCCUGUUU